Molecule: messenger RNA, 1157 nt
Organism: Cicer arietinum (chickpea)
Lineage: Eukaryota; Viridiplantae; Streptophyta; Magnoliopsida; Fabales; Fabaceae
Source: RefSeq, a predicted model, not a curated record
UAGACUUGUUGGUUACUCUUUCUCUCUCACAAGUCACAAAACAACUAAAAAACGCCCAGCUUCACAGAACCCAACUCUCUCUCUCUCUCUCUCUCUCUCUCAGGUUAUUGUCAGGUUUAUUUAUCAUGGGUGAUAGUCAAUACUCGUUUUCUCUUACAACAUUUAGCCCUUCUGGUAAGCUUGUUCAAAUUGAGCAUGCUUUGACUGCUGUUGCUUCUGGACAAACUUCUCUUGGAAUUAACGCUUCAAAUGGAGUUGUCAUUGCAACAGAGAAGAAACUGCCAUCUAUAUUGGUUGAUGAAGCAUCAGUUCAGAAAAUUCAGUUAUUAACACCAAAUAUCGGUGUUGUAUACAGUGGCAUGGGUCCUGAUUUCCGAGUUUUGGUCCGAAAAAGCAGGAAACAAGCUGAGCAGUAUCACCGAUUAUAUAAAGAACCAAUCCCUGUCACUCAACUUGUAAGGGAAGUUGCUGCUGUUAUGCAGGAAUUUACUCAGUCCGGUGGUGUUAGGCCUUUUGGAGUGUCCCUACUGGUUGCAGGGUUUGAUGAUAAUGGACCACAAUUAUAUCAGGUGGAUCCAUCAGGUUCAUAUUUUUCUUGGAAAGCUUCUGCUAUGGGGAAAAAUGUUUCUAAUGCUAAGACAUUUCUCGAGAAGAGGUACACGGAUGACAUGGAGCUUGAUGACGCAGUACACACAGCAAUAUUGACACUGAAGGAAGGGUUUGAAGGACAGAUCUCAGGAAAAAACAUUGAAAUUGGCAUAAUUGGUGCAGACAAAAAGUUCAGGGUAUUGACACCAGCCGAAAUUGAUGAUUAUUUGGGUGAAGUAGAAUAAUCUGCAAUGAGAAAUCCAUCCUUGUGUUCCCAAAGUUGGUGUUUGUUUCAUAGUUGAGUUUAAUUGAAUUUCAAGAUGGCACUGGCAAAUCUGUGAGCUACUCUUGUGGUGGCCAACCUUCUGAAAAACUUUUCUCCAAAGCCAUCAGAAUUUCCAUACAAACCUUACCUUGUUUAAAUAUGACAAUAACUUUUAAUCAACAAUUCUAAAUUUAUUAUUUUACUUUUAUUAUCUGAUUGCACCUUAUGUUUAUGUUCGAUUAUGCAAAAAGCACAUUUUAGUAUACCCCAACUUAAUAAUGUAUAAUUGUCUUUUCUAAAAAAA